This is a messenger RNA of Paramuricea clavata, 760 nucleotides long. The record is from the annotation of a GenBank genome assembly. NCBI's taxonomy places the organism in Eukaryota, Metazoa, Cnidaria, Anthozoa, Malacalcyonacea, Plexauridae.
AUGAAUGGAUCAAAAUAUUUUUCAAAAAUUGAUAUCAAACAGGCGUACCAUCAACUGGAAUCGAAAGAAGAAAGUCGGUACAUAACUACAUUCUCGACGCAGGAAGGCCUAUUUCGCUACAAACGACUGAACUACGGAACGAACAGUGCGCCAGAACUUUUUCAGAACAAUAAUAAACAAUAUUGCAGAUGACAUCAUUGUUCACGGGAAAACGCGAAAGCAACAUGACGAAUCAUUAGAGAACUGUUUGAAACGACUAGCUCAACUCAACUUAAAAGCGAAACCUGAGAAGUGUAGUUUCCUGCGCAACGAGAUUAAUUUCUACGGUUUAAUUUUUACGGCAAAUGGAACAAGACCAGAUCCAGCAAGAAUUGACAACUUAGUCAGAGUCAGCGCUCCAAAGAAUGCCAGCGAAGUACGUAGUUUUUUGGGUUUGGCGAACACGUGUCGAGAGUAUGUUCCAGAGUACGCCGUAAUUACUACACCAUUGCGGGAUCUCACAAAGAAAAGUGUUGCUUUCACUUGGAACCACACCCACCAAAGAGCCUUUGAGCAGAUUAAAAAGAAAUUGACAUAUGCCCCUACCAUGGCAUACUUUGAUACCGAGAAGAGAAGCUUGCUUAUUGUUGAUGGAUCCCCUCACGGAAUUUUUGCUAUUUUAGCACAACGUGAGAAGUCAGGAGAGUCGUAUCGCAUUAUCUCCUACGCCGGAAGAGCCCUGUCUCCAGUCGAAAUUCACAGACUGACAUCGAAGGGUUGA